AUGGAUGAUGAGGUAAUUGGUGGAGGUCAAAAUAAUAAGAGGUUACCAAUGACCCUAAAUGUCAGUGGACUGUGGGACGUUGUCCCACGGUUGGAUCACUAUAGAUUGAGUCGCCGUGCCAAGAGGCCAUCACUGAGUACCCUGCACGAAGGAAAUCUUACAAAGGAUCCGAAUAUAGAAGCUGGUCAAGCUGGGACAACGCAGCAAGGACAUACCGGAAUAAAGUUAGGAUGGAUCCAGGGUGUUCUCAUACCGUGUCUGCUGAACAUAUGGGGUGUGAUGCUUUUCCUACGGCUGUCGUGGGUGGUGGCACAGGCCGGCAUACUGCAGAGUGUCAUCAUUAUUGGAAUAUCGGCGGCUGUCUGCGUCAUCACAACGCUUAGCCUCAGCGCAAUUAGUACUAAUGGGGAAGUAAAGGGAGGUGGUAUAUACUUCAUCAUUUCAAGAACCCUAGGAGCAGAAUUCGGAGCAUCAGUGGGAAUUGUUUUUGCAUUUGCUAACGCAGUCUCAGCUUCGAUGAAUACCAUCGGUUUCUGCGAUUCAUUGAAUGAUUUGCUAAAAGAACAUAAUUUGAAGAUCAUCGAUAAUGGUGUAAAUGAUGUACGAAUUGUGGGCGUACUUGCACUAAUCGUUAUGAUCAUGAUCUGUGCUAUUGGAAUGGAAUGGGAAUCGAAGGCACAAAAUUUUCUCAUAGCCAUCAUUAUUGCAGCUAUUUUUGAUUUUCUAAUUGGUACUAUCAUGGGCCCGAAGAGCAUAACUCAAGAAGCACACGGAUUUAUUGGAUUUUCCUCUGAAGUUUUCAAGAAGAACAUGGGACCAGAUUAUCGGUUCUCUGAGAACAGCAAUCAAACGUUUUUCUCUGUGUUUGCAAUCUUCUUCCCAUCCGUAACUGGAAUUCAAGCUGGUGCCAAUAUCUCCGGUGAUCUGAAAGAUGCAGCUAGUAGCAUACCAAUAGGAACUCUACUUGCAUUGCUAAUUUCAAUGUUCAGCUAUGUCACCUUUGUUGUCUUCGCUGGUGGAGCAGCCUUAAGGGAUGCUAGUGGCCAUGUUGGUCUAAAUGGCACUAUUGCAAGCUGUAUUCCAGAAGUCAAUUGCGAUUAUGGGUUGCAUAACAGUUAUUCGGUGAUGCAACUUAUGUCAGUUUGGGGUCCAUUCAUCUACGCCGGUUGUUUCGCUGCAACUCUUUCCACAGCUUUGACAAAUUUGUUAUCAGUGCCACGAUUGAUACAAGCAUUGGGACGAGAUCGAAUUUAUCCUGGAUUGAUUUACUUUAGUAAAGGUUACGGGAAACAUGGUGAACCCUAUCGUGGCUACAUUCUUACAUUCUUUGUUGCAGCAUUAUUUCUUCUGAUCGCAAAUUUGAAUGCAGUAGCACCUCUGAUCUCGAACUUCUAUCUCGCGUCCUAUGCCUUAAUCAAUUUCUGCACUUUUCACGCGGCAUUUAUUCGACCCCUUGGAUGGCGGCCUACCUUCAGAUAUUACAACACUUGGCUGUCACUAGCUGGUUUUAUUACAUGUGUGUCCAUAAUGUUCCUCAUUGAUUGGGUGACAUCGCUGGUUACAUUUGUAAUUAUUUUCGCACUGUAUCUGAUAGUCGUUUAUCGGAAACCGGAUGUUAAUUGGGGCAGUAGCACUCAGGCACAAACCUACAAAACUGCUCUUUCUAUCGUAUACAGAUUGAAUUCUAUCGAUGAACACGUGAAAAAUUAUGCUCCUCAAAUUUUGGCACUAAGCGGAUUACCUGGAGCUAGGCCAGCGUUACUACAUCUGGCAAAUCUCAUCACGAAAAACUACUCGCUACUGAUUUCCGGGGAAAUGUAUCCGACUCGUCUGUCUUAUCGUUUACGAUCAGUACGAUUAAGAAAUGGCUAUGCAUGGUUACAUCAACAACGUAUCAAAUCGUUUUACCAUGUAGUGGAGGAUUUGAAUUUCGAACGAGGUGCAUCAGCUCUAAUGCAAGCAACUGGUGUCGGAAAGCUUGCACCAAACGUAGUUCUGAUGGGAUAUAAAACGCAUUGGUCCACUUGUAAUCACAAGGAUCUUCAAGAAUAUUUCAAUGUUCUUCAUAAUGCAUUUGACCAGAAAUUGGCCGUAGCGAUGUUGCGAAUUGCAGAAGGUUUAGACUGCUCUGAAGUCUCAACCGCAAAUGGCGACGAUGAACACGGUACUUUAGCACAGAGUAGCUACGAUUUAACAGGAAAUACUCUGAUGCAUGUCGAUAGCAAUUUGUCCAUGUCUAGUCAGAUUCCAAGAGUUCAGAGUGUACCAACAAUGGAUGUUUCAGGCACUCAAUACGUGUCUAUCGAUGGACCACAGAUAAUUAGGGAUUCACCAACUCACGGAAGUGCUCGAGAACACCUGAAGCACAAACGGAAACAUACGAUCGAGAAAUUAAUGGAAAAACGACACGCAAUGACAGCUGUUCCUGAACGUUUAGCUAUUUUCCAGAAGAAACAUAAAACUGGUACUAUUGACGUAUGGUGGUUAUAUGAUGAUGGAGGUUUGACGAUUCUUUUACCAUAUAUUAUCAGUACACGUUCAAACUGGGAGCAUUGUAAAAUGAGAAUCUUCGCACUGGCGAAUCAUAAACAGGACAUUGUGGCACAAGAAAAAGAGAUGGCCGAGAUAAUGGCGAAAUUCAGAAUAAAAUAUACCAGCUUAAAAAUGGUAGAUGAUAUCAGUGUUCAACCAAAGCAGGAAACACAAGAUUUAUUUGAUAAACUUAUAUCUGAUUUCCGAAAAAACGAUUCUGCUGAUACAGAUUGCUGUGUGACGGAUCUUGAACUUCAAACGUUAAAAGACAAAACACACAGACAGUUGAGAUUGAGAGAACUAUUACUAGAAAACUCCAGUCAGUCUACAUUGGUUGUAAUGUCACUACCAAUGCCACGAAAGGGUGCAGUAUCAGCUCCGCUUUACAUGGCAUGGCUGGAAGCUCUAACUAAAGACAUGCCACCGACUCUUUUAAUACGUGGAAACCACACGUCUGUGUUGACGUUCUACUCGUAGUUCGCCGAUCUUACUGCAAACAAUAAUAUAAUUUUUAGAAUCUAAAGAAAUUUACGUUAUAAAACGUCAUGUGGAAAGGUUUACGCAAAAUGGCGAAGACAUUUUCUAAUGUGAACAGACAGUAUUCGGUAUAUUCAUGCCAAAAAUUAGUUAGAUACUAUCACCUUUCUUUUUAUACAGUAUUUACCAACGUCGAGCCCAGUGGUACUUAAUGACGAGAUUAUUUUAACGUAGAAAGACAACAAUAUAGGUACUUACUUCAAUAAAUGAUAAUAUCGUAAAGAUACUUACGGGGCUUUAAAGUACACUGUUAAAGUAUAUAGUAAAAGCUUUUUGAAAGCGUGCUGUUUUUUUUCUUUUUAAUUAGUAAUACAGUAGAUUCUCGUUAUAUUGCCGCAAACAGAGUGGUAGGGGCGAAAAACUUUUGGCAGUAUAGUGAUAGUCCACUGUAACUGACAACUUAAGAGUGACUUUUGCAGACAUAUUGUAAACAAAAUAGUGUACAAUUCCACUUAAAUACACACUUUAGUUUUUUAUUAAA
Molecule: messenger RNA, 3550 nt
Organism: Osmia lignaria (orchard mason bee)
Lineage: Eukaryota; Metazoa; Arthropoda; Insecta; Hymenoptera; Megachilidae
Source: RefSeq, a predicted model, not a curated record